Molecule: messenger RNA, 1599 nt
Organism: Aureobasidium melanogenum CBS 110374
Lineage: Eukaryota; Fungi; Ascomycota; Dothideomycetes; Dothideales; Saccotheciaceae
Product: WD40 repeat-like protein
Exons: 1
Coding region: 1-1599 (532 amino acids)
Molecular function (GO): protein binding
Source: RefSeq, a predicted model, not a curated record
AUGCAUCGCUACAUUUCUGACUCAAAUGCUGGCGAGGCUGCUCGCCGUGCUGCUUCAGCCACCAACGCUGCUAGCUACGCUUCCAAUGCCCGUCCAUUUGUUCCUCACUAUCAAGCGACAAGAGAUCUCCACCGUAGCCGCAUCGGCAGCAUUCCCGGAGCUAGUGACAGUGGCGCCGAUCUUGCGUCCAAUGCCGACUUGGAUGUCGAGAUGGCUGACAUUGCAGAGAUCGUGGCUCCAGUCAACAAAUGCUCCGACCCUGUUGAAGCCCUUCCCACUGAGAUCGUCACUUUGAUCCUCUCACACCUCGAUCCCGAGAGUCUUAAGGCGGCCCAACGAGUUUCCAAGAGCUGGUCUCGCAUCGCCAAGGACCCUCUGAUCUGGCGUGCACAAUACCUCCGACAAUACGAGAAGCAGACCUAUGUGUCACCUGCACCUAUCCAGAUUGGCGGUACUGGCACAGGACUCCCCGAUCAGCCUAUGCAACAUUGGGAAUUGAUGCACGACGCUAGAAGACGUAUUGACAAGAACUGGACCCGUGGCGAUCAAGGCGGCAAGGGUAUCUAUCUGGCCGGCCACACCGAUUCCGUCUACUGUGUUCAAUUCGAUGAGCAAAAGAUUAUCACCGGAUCUCGCGACCGCACAAUUCGUGUUUGGGAUAUCAACACCUACAAGUGCCUUAAGGUCAUUGGCGGUCCUAGCGUUCGUCCCUCUCCUGGACCUAAGGUUUUGCGUACUGUGGAAUACCCCAAGUUCCACCAUGCCGAGACAUCUGUUAAUGGCACUGCCUACGGCAACAGUAUCUACCACGUUCCUUCCGACUUCCACAGCGCCAGUAUCCUCUGCUUGCAGUACGACCACGAGAUUCUCGUCACUGGCUCCAGUGACAACGAUCUUCUGGUCUGGAACAUCAACACUUUCGAGCCUAUUCGUCGUCUGAAGCAGCACACUGGCGGUGUCCUUGAUGUCGCUUUCGAUGAGAAGCACAUCGUUUCCUGCUCUAAGGAUUGCACCAUCAUCGUCUGGGAUCGCAAGACUCUUGAGCCCAUUCGCACCCUUACUGGUCACCGCGGUCCUGUCAACGCUGUUCAACUCCGUGGUAACCUUCUUGUUUCUGCUUCAGGCGACGGAGUUGCACGUUUGUGGGAUUUGAACAAGAUGCAAUGCGUUCGCGAAUUCCCUCAGAAGGAGCGCGGUCUUGCUGCCGUUGAAUUCAGCGAUGAUGCUAAGUUCGUCCUUGCUGGUGGUAAUGACCAUGUCACCUACAAGUUCGAAGUUGCGACUGGAAACGAGGUCAAGCAAUUCACUGGCCACACUCAAUUGGUGCGUUCGCUGUUCCUUGACACUCAGAACCGUCGCGUUGUCAGCGGUUCCUACGACUUGGACCUGCGCGUGUAUGACUAUGACACUGGUGCUCUCCUUGGUCGCUUCAACGAGUGGACUACUUCUUGGAUGUUGGCGGCCAAGUGCGAUUACCGUCGCAUCGUCUCUACCAGUCAAGAUGGUCGCAUUCUCAUGAUCGACUUUGGUCGUGACAAUUCUGGCCAAGUCAUGCCUGGUGUCGAGCUUCUUAAGAGUGUUGAGCCGCUCUCGCUAUAA